AUGGCAAGACGCCGGCCCCUCGGCCCAGCCCGGCCCAGCCCAGCCCAGCCCGCAGCUGCGGUGGCCGGGUGUGCGGGCGGCGGCGUGCGAGCAGGCUCCCCGCCACCCUCUGCCGCUGCCAAGUUUGUCGCCGAGUCCCCGCGUCCGGCUCGCCAGCCCCGGCCAUGGCCCUGGAGCGGGACGCCGAGCCGGCUGCGGGGCCCUCCCGCUGGCUCCCUACGCACGUCCAGGUGACGGUGCUGCGGGCCCGCGGGCUGCGGGGCAAGAGCUCGGGCGCCGGCAGCACCAGCGAUGCGUACACCGUGAUCCAGGUGGGCCGCGAGAAGUACAGCACGUCGGUGGUGGAGAAGACGCACGGCUGCCCCGAGUGGCGCGAGGAGUGCUCCUUCGAGCUGCCGCCCGGCGCCCUGGAUGGCCUGCUGCGGGCGCAGGAGACGGACGCGGGGCCGGCGCCCUGGGCCGCCGGCUCCGCCGCCGCCUGCGAGCUGGUGCUCACCACCAUGCACCGCUCGCUCAUCGGCGUCGACAAGUUCCUGGGCCAGGCCACCGUGGCGCUGGACGAGGUCUUCGCUGCAGGCCGCGCCCAGCACACGCAGUGGUACAAGCUGCACUCCAAGGCAGGCAAGAAGGAGAAAGAACGCGGGGAGAUUCAAGUCACCAUCCAGUUCACCCGCAACAACUUGAGCGCCAGCAUGUUUGACCUGUCCAUGAAGGACAAGCCGCGCUCCCCCUUCAGCAAGAUCAAGGACAAGAUGAAGGGCAAGAAGAAGUUUGACCUGGAGUCUGCCUCCGCCAUCCUCCCCAGCAGUGCCCUGGAGGACCCCGAGCUGGGCAGCCUGAGCAAGAUGGGCAAGGCUAAGGGCUUCUUCCUCCGCAACAAGCUGCGCAAGUCCUCGCUGACCCAGUCCAACACCUCGCUGGGCUCCGACAGCACCCUGUCCUCGGCCAGCGGGAGCCUGGCCUACCAGGGCCCGGCGGCCGAGCUCCUCACCCGCUCGCCCAGCCGCAGCAGCUGGCUGUCCUCAGAAGGCGGCAGGGACCCUGCACCCUCCCCCAAGUUGCUUGCCCAUAAGAGGACCUACAGUGACGAGGCCAGCCAGGUGCGCGCCGCCCCUCCUCGGGCUCUCCUGGACCUCCAGGGCCACCUGGAUGCCGCCUCCCGCUCCUCGCUCUGUGUCAACGGGAGCCACAUCUACAACGAGGAGCCCCAGGGCCCCCCGCGGCACCGCAGCUCCAUCUCGGGCCCCUUGCCACCCUCCAGCUCCCUGCACGGCGUCUCUUCCCGGCCCUCGGAGGACGCGCCUCGCUCCACGGAUGACUCUUGGGGCAGAGGCAGCCGCAGCGCCAGCAGCUCAGAGGCAGUGGCCGGACAGGAGCGGAGCGCCCAGGCCAAAGCGCUGGCCGGCCGCUCCCGGGAGGAGGAGGGGGCCCUGCCCACCGAGGGGAAGCCAGUGCAGGUCGCCACUCCCAUCGUGGCCCCCCCUGAGGCUGUGGUAGAGAAGGAAGGAGCCCGGAAGGAGGAGCGCAAGCCUCGGAUGGGGCUCUUCCACCACCACCACCCGGGGCUGAGUCGCAGCGAGCUGGGACGCCGGGGCUCUGUGGGAGAGAAGGCGGCUCCCACUCUGGGGGCCUCUCCCCACCACCCCUCCAGCGGGGAGGAGAAGACCAAGAGCAGCUGGUUCGGUUUGAGAGAAGCCAAGGAACCUACCCAGAAACCCAGCCUGGACGUGUCUCCUCAGGUAGAAUCUGACCCAGCCGCUCCUCCUCACCACCUCCCCUGCUCCCCCUGGGCUGCGGCCCCCCCCACUCCUGCUCCCGCCGCUGCUCCCAUGCUAAGCACUAACCUUUUUGCAGUCGCCUCCCCUGCUGCUGCCACCGCCGCUGCCACCACCACCGCCCCCGAAGCCACCCCAUCUGGAUUCUUGGGUGUCACCAACCCGUUCCUCACCUCCUUGCAGAGCAACCCCUUCUUCGAGGAGCUCGUAGCCGACCUAGCACUAAACUCUCCUUCACCUGCUCCCUCUCUCCCCAGGGCCUCGAGGGCCGGCCCCGCCCCCCUGGCCUCCCCUGGGAAAGCCCUGCCUGAGUGGGACGACACCUUCAACUUCUUUGCUGCGAGCAGGCUGCGUCCAGAGGCCAGGAGCGAGAUCCUGGUCCCUGCAGGAGUGGGGCUGCAGGUGGCUGGGCCGCAAGAUCCAGGCCCCGGGGCCAUGACAGUGAAGGCAGCUGAGCCCCCAGGAGGCCCUGGGGGAGGAGGAGGAGGAGGUGGUGGGAGCGCUUCCUGGCCAGAGCUCAGUAUUCCCCUGGACUUGGGACUGGACCCACAGAGCAUGAGCGCGGCCGCCCUGGGGCCUCGCGGGUCUGUCUGGGCUGGCCUGCCCGCCACGUCAGCCCGGCUGCACUCAGAUCCAGACGGGGAGCCGCCAGCCCCAGACGGGGAAGCAGGGCAGAGCUCGGCGGGCAGUGGGACGCCUCUCUUUAGCUCCCCAGAAGUAAUCAGCGUGUGGGAGAGGCUGCCCGGCCUUGAUGACGCCCCCGAGGGCCAGGACCAGGAGGCCUCCCGGGCCGAAAGGCAGAUUUCCCAGCAGCUCAGCACAAUGGACGACUCCUGGCCCUGGGACGUGGUCACCGUUUCUCCUGCCACCGAAACGGCCUUGCCAGUCCUGCAGGGAGAAUCUGAUGAGCAGCCCCUUCCCCACGUACAGCCAGAAUUGCCGGAAACCAUUGGCCCCAAGGGGAGCGAGGGGCUUCCCCCCCCGGAGCUGGAGCCACAGCCUGAACCGGAGCAGGUGUCGGACAAGGGACUGCAGCCCAGCACGCCACCCCCCAAGCCACCGCGCCUCUUCACACCUUCCCAGUCCCUGGCCCGAGAGGAGGAGCAGGAGGAAGAGAAGGCUGCUGGGGGACUGAGUGAUGCCGGGGCCGGGGCCAGGGCACGGGGAGAAGACACCGCCUCGGAUGUGCUGGCCGCUGGUCCCCAGGAGAUGCAGGAGGAGGGAGAGAAGCGGGAGUCGGAGUCUGACAGCCAUUCUUCCGGAACCCUGCUGGGAGAGCCAGGCCUGGAGGAUGUAGAGGACGCCAGCGCCCCUGUGUCUGGACCCUGCCUGUGUGCGCCCACCAGCUGUCCCGAGGGCCCUGCCCCCAGGCCCCCACUCUCAGCCAGCUUGAGUCAGCAGAUGUGGGGGGCUCCAGAGAGGGAAGGCCCUGAGGCUCCUGAGGCCCAGAGCCAGGGACCUGGAGGAGAGGGGCUGGAGCCCCUGUCGGUCACCCCCCAGCAGCCUGAUCUGUGGGCUGAGGAUGAUGCCCUGGACCCCUUGUCUCAGGGGAGCCAGGAUCCCCCCAGCCUCCCAUCCACAUCCCCACCAGGGUCCAGAGAAUCUUCUGUCCACUCUGGUCCGGAAGAGCUGCCCACCCCUCCGGAGCCUGCCUUUCCACCCCCCCUCCCACCCUGGGCCAGCCACCGCCACGGGGGGCCUGACCCUUUGUGCUCUCCUGUGCCUGGAGCGUGGCCCCUGACCUCUUCCUCCCCACCCCCACGGGAGCCAGCCUCUCCCACUGGGAGUGCCCCUCCCCUACUCGGGGAGGACCACGCUGCAGCCACCCCAGCCUCCCCGCUUGUGCUUCUGCCCUUGGAGACACGGCCAGCUGAGGAGCCACAGCCCAGUGCCAGUCCCCACCCCGUGAAGCCCCUCAGCGCGGCCCCCGCGGAGGGCAGCCCCGACAGGAAGCAGUCCCGCUCCAGUCUGAGCACAGCCCUGAGCAGCGGGCUGGAGAGACUCAAGACAGUCACGUCCGGCAGCAUUCAGCCAGUGGCUCCUGCACCCCAGCUUGGCCAGAGUGUGGACACCAGGAGGCUGAAGGACUCGGCUGUGCUGGACCAGUCGGCCAAGUACUACCACCUGACCCACGACGAGCUCAUCUGCCUGCUCCUGCAGCGGGAGCGCGAGCUGAGCCAGCGAGAUGAGCAUGUGCAGGAGCUGGAGAGCUACAUCGACCGGCUGCUGGUGCGCAUCAUGGAGACCUCGCCCACACUGCUGCAGAUCCCUCCCGGCACCCCCAAGUAGCCCUCAUCCCCCUGCCCAGGGAGGGUCGGCUGGGACUGGCUGCCACACAGGACCCAUGCGCCCUCCCUCGCUCCUGCUGAACACUGGCCUGGGGCAGGCCACCGCCCCGUGGCCACUCCCUGCUCCCCUCCCCCUCCUGCCUCUGCUGGGGCUGCUGGUAGGGAUGCAUCCGGCUCCAGGUGCGUCUCGUGUGUCUUUGGGACCCUGGGUCUUUCCCACCGGCCCACAUUCAUGCCCUUUAGCUUUCGGGGCACCAGUGAAUUGGAAUAAGGAGUUUGACCCUCAGGAUGGAGCCAGGGGCACACUGUGGUUUGAUGUGACUGGAAGGGGAUUGGUGGCUGGCGCAGACUCCACCACCCUUACCCCGUGGAUGGUUGGCCAUUUCUUGCCACCACCAAACCUUCAUCCUCCAGCCCCCAGAGGGGCUCCUAAUGUCACUGGGAUGGGGACAGGGACCAUGCUACCUGUCUGAGUUAGGAACAACCAGGGUGCCUACUAUUCAGCCGCACACCUGUCGCUCUGAGAGUGGGGAGCCUGUGCGGUCUAGCCUGGUCUCUGCCGUGUCCUGAGUCCGUUUCCAUCCUUGCUGCUGGCGGAAUGGUCACAGUGGCAGGGGUGGAUGCAGUAUGUUCUCCAGGACGCUCCGUGCCCCCUCUCAUGACCUUUCCACUGUGGGUCACCUGUGAACGUGUGGCAGGUCGGGGUGGUGGGCAGGGAGCUGCUCCUAGCUCUUCAGGUUCUCACGCCUCGGAUGUGUGGACCCCUGCAGGUCAGGGCUUUGGGCUGCUUAGGGUUUGGGGAUCAAGCCUCCAUGUCUGUUCUUGCUGCCUGUUCAGAUGCCAACACUCUGCUGCUGCAGGGUUUGAACUUUUGGAAACCAAUUAAAAUGUGCCUUUUGUGGGCGAGGUCCAGCGCCUCUGGUUGUAGACCUCUCCCCUGGGUCGUGUCCCUUUCCCUCCUGUUGAGCACAUGGGGAGGGCUCUGCCAGGACCUGGGACUGCCAGUGGAGGGUGGGGGCAGCCCUGCUGUGUGCCCUGCCCUCUCCUGGAGUUCAUCUCUGUUAAGCGUCUGGCCAGGCUGCUGCUGCUUCCUCAGCUACCUUCUCCAGUUGGGGGAUCUGAGGAUAAACUCACGGAUGGGCAGGGCGGCCUGGGGCUGCCCUGCGCUCUCAUUCGGUCUGACCUCAGGCCUGGAAGUGGGAAGUCCACUCUGGUUUUGCAAGACACCUGAGCUUAGGGAGAAGCUGCGGUUGCCCUUCCAUCUACCCACAAAGCUGCCAUCCCUGUCUGUCCCUUUGCCCACAUGGCUUUGCCUCGCAGUACGCUUUGAAAUGAAGUAUCUGUCCUUUGGCCCACAGCCCCUCGUUUCUUGCAGGAAACAGCGGGCUUCUCCCGGGCUUCUGCAGGGGACCUCUGUUUGUUGGGGGGGAGCCGGUGCUAGUGAAAGCUAGACACAAGGAGGUGCUGAAGGGAGAUUCUUCUGGCCCAGGGAGGAGGCACCAGCUCCUAUGGGACCACCUCUCCGUGGGAGGGCCUUUGGGCUAUCUCCAGAGGAGACGUGCUCUGUGGGUGAUGUGUGUCUUCUGCCAGGGUGCAGCAGAGGGGAAAGCCCCUGUAGAGUUAACCCACCCUGAGGUGCCCUCAUCAGUGCUGGUCAGACAGGUAGCCACAGGUGCCUGGGACGGCAGUCACGUGUCAGGAGGGUCACGAGGAGCCGGACAGAGAGCUCUUCCGGGGGAGGAGGUCACUCCCCUGCUAGGUGUCCCUCUGGACUCCAUCCCGUCCCAGCCCCAGCUCUGAGCUCCCACUGCUCCUUAACCAUGAGCCUCCCCUGUGCCCAGGGCAGGCAUGUGACCCAUGGUUCUCGCUUGAUGUUUCUGCUGGCCACAAGUUGGAGCAGAGCUGCAGGUGGGCUGGGCAGGGAGCAGGUGAAGUUCUGCUUUGCUGUUUGUCUUCCUAGUUGUAGCUCCUGUUUAUAAAGAGCUUGUUCUUCAUGUUUUGAGCACUUUAUGAAGAAUAAAACGUUCACGGACUGCA
This is a messenger RNA of Oryctolagus cuniculus (rabbit), 6100 nucleotides long. It is a transcript of the gene RAB11FIP5, whose product is annotated as RAB11 family interacting protein 5. NCBI's taxonomy places the organism in Eukaryota, Metazoa, Chordata, Mammalia, Lagomorpha, Leporidae. Gene Ontology annotation, cellular component: secretory granule; phagocytic vesicle; early endosome. Gene Ontology annotation, biological process: regulated exocytosis. The record is from RefSeq and is a predicted model, not a curated record. Gene Ontology annotation, molecular function: small GTPase binding.